UCUCCUCCUCGGUAGGGUUGGUCGCCUUUUCUGUUGUUGUUUGUUUGGUUUGUUUUGCAACUCGACUUUUUAUUUGCGAACAGUUAUUUCCAGCCCCCUCCCCUCGCUCCCAAUUCCUCCCCCCCCUCCUCCCCUUUCCACCUCCGCGUCGCUGAUGCCUCUGCAAAAAGCAGAGUCAAGACGGCUCAGUUAGCAGCAUGUCUCGUCGAAAGCAAGCGAAACCCCAGCAUCUCAAAUCGGACGAAGAGCUGCAAGCGGAGGUAGUUUCCGAGCACGCAGUCCCGGGGGAAGGAGCAGACGAUGGUGACAGCGGGAACGAAAGCAGGAGCGGAAGUGAAGAAACCAAUGUUUGCGAGAAGUGCUGUGCGGAGUUCUUCAAGUGGACGGACUUCCUGGAGCACAAGAAGAGCUGCACAAAAAACCCCCUGGUGCUGAUCGUGAAUGAAGAUGAGGCAGCUCCGCCGCCCGCUGAGGAGUUCCCCGAGCCCUCACCUGCUAGCUCUCCCAGUGACCAGGCAGAGAGUGAAGCUGCUGAGGAAGGUGUCCAGCCGGAAAACAGCGAGAGCUCUGAAGUGAAGAGCACGGAAAAGGAAGAAGAGCCAAUGGAGGUAGAAACUGCGGAGAAAAGUUUCCAGAAUCAAGGCACCUCAAACACAGCUACUCCUCUACCUCAGCUCCCUGAACCGUCGCCUAUGACGAGCUAUGCCAUGCCAAACACGAACGUCACACUGGAGACUCUGCUGAGCACUAAAGUGGCGGUCGCACAGUUCUCGCAGAGCGCGCGGUCAGCCGCCUCGGCCAGCAUCAGCAGCGGGGUGACGGCUGUGGCCAUCCCCAUGAUCCUGGAGCAGCUCAUGGCCCUGCAGCAGCAGCAGAUCCACCAGCUGCAGCUGAUCGAGCAGAUCCGCAGCCAGGUGGCCAUGAUGAACCGGCAGCCCCUGCGGCCGGCCCUUAACCCGGUGGUGGCCGCACCAGGAGUGGUGGGGCAAGCCUCAAACCAGCUGCAGGGCUUUGCCACGAGUGCUGCCAUCCAGCUCACCGCCGUCCUUCCUCCCGCCAUCAUGGGACAGGCUGCUGGUGCUCAGCCCCCUGCCUUCGACGGCUCUCAGCACGUCUCAAGACCUACGUCUGGAGCGAGCACACCCAAUAUAUCCAGCAGUGGCUCCUCUGCCCCUCCAGAAUCUAGCGUACCCUGCUCUUCUAAUGCGAUUACAUCUGUAACACCUGUUUCAGUGUCAAACACGAGUAUCAGUGCUUCGCAGCCCCAGAAUGCUUCAACUCCACCUUCCAUAGGACAUGGAAGCCUCGCCUCGAUUUCUAACCUGCCAAACCCACUUCUACCUCAGACUUCCUCAAAUAGUGUGAUCUUCCCCAAUCCGCUUGUUAGCAUCGCAGCAACAGCUAAUGCACUAGAUCCUCUGUCUGCCCUCAUGAAGCACCGCAAAGGGAAGCCACCAAAUGUGUCAGUGUUUGAGCCCAAGUCAAGCUCCGAGGAUCCCUUUUUUAAACACAAAUGCCGAUUUUGUGCCAAGGUCUUUGGAAGUGACAGUGCUUUACAAAUCCACCUCCGCUCGCACACAGGGGAAAGACCUUUUAAAUGCAACAUAUGUGGAAAUCGCUUUUCCACAAAAGGCAACCUGAAAGUUCAUUUUCAGAGGCAUAAAGAGAAAUAUCCCCACAUUCAGAUGAAUCCCUAUCCUGUUCCAGAAUACCUCGAUAAUGUGCCCACUUGUUCUGGUAUCCCAUACGGGAUGUCGCUGCCCCCUGAAAAGCCGGUCACAACGUGGUUAGACAGCAAACCUGUUCUGCCGACCAUUCCAACUUCCAUUGGGCUCCAGCUGCCCCCCACGAUCCCUGGUGUGAACAGUUACGGAGAUUCUCCAAGCAUCACUCCCAUGAGCAGGUCACCUCAGAGGCCUUCUCCUGCUUCCAGCGAAUGCACUUCCUUAUCUCCAAGCCUCAACACAUCUGAGUCAGGUGUUCCAGUGUCUGCUGAAUCCCCGCAGCCCGUUCAGAGCAGCUCGUCCCUGACCAAGGCAGAACCCAUCAGUCUGCCUCCCGCAAGUGCGCGGCUUGGGGACCACUCUGUAAGUGGACAAGUUUCCACAGCUUCCACGUCUUCAAUUCCAACCAUUGUUACGGACAGCAGUGUUUCGACAAGCCUCCCAAACCCUGUGCUUCCAACAAUGUCUGACCAGUUUAAGGCAAAGUUUCCAUUUGGUGGUCUGCUAGAUUCUAUGCAAACAUCAGAAACCUCAAAACUACAGCAGCUAGUAGAGAACAUUGAUAAGAAGAUGACAGAUCCAAAUCAAUGCGUCAUUUGUCACCGUGUGCUUAGUUGUCAGAGCGCUCUCAAGAUGCAUUACAGAACACAUACAGGAGAAAGACCAUUUAAAUGCAAAAUUUGUGGACGUGCCUUUACUACCAAAGGCAAUCUAAAAACGCAUUUUGGAGUUCAUCGAGCAAAGCCACCACUUAGAGUACAGCACUCAUGUCCCAUUUGUCAGAAGAAAUUUACAAAUGCAGUUGUUCUUCAGCAGCAUAUUCGUAUGCAUAUGGGUGGGCAGAUUCCUAACACGCCAUUACCUGAGGGCUUCCAGGAUGCCAUGGACUCAGAACUCUCCUAUGACGAGAAGAACAUUGACACGCUGAGCAACUUCGAUGAUGACAUUGAUGAAAAUUCUAUGGAAGAGGACCCAGAGUUAAAGGACAUGGCAAGCGACUCAGCAAAACCCCUUAUCUCUUACUCUGGGUCAUGUCCUUCCUCACCGCCUUCUGUGAUCUCCAGUAUCGCUGCUUUGGAGAAUCAAAUGAAAAUGAUUGAUUCUGUCAUGAACUGUCAGCAGCUGACCAGUUUAAAAUCCAUAGAAAACGGAUCAGGGGAAAGUGACCAUUUGAGCAAUGACUCCUCAUCGGCUGUUGGUGAUCUCGAAAGCCAGAGUGCAGGCAGCCCUGCAAUGUCAGAGUCUUCUUCCUCCAUGCAAGCUUUGUCUCCUGUAAAUAGUAACAGUGAAAGUUUUAGAUCAAAGUCCCCAGGUCUCAGCAACCAGGAAGAACCACAAGAAAUACAAUUAAAGACUGAAAAGCCAGACAGCCCACCACCUGCAACUGAAAAUGGAGGCGCGUUAGAUCUGACAUCCACCAACCCUGGAAGACCGGUCAUCAAAGAGGAGGCUCCUUUUAGCCUGCUGUUCCUGAACAGAGAACGUGGUCCCAGCCAAAGUACUCCUAGCCUGGUCACCAGUACAGCGCCUACCAUGAUCAAAAUGGAAGUGAAUGGUCACAGCAAGCCGAUCUCUUUGGGUGAGGUUCCCUCGCUUCCAGCUGGAAUCCAGGUUCCUGCUGCACCACAGACAGUGAUGAGUCCGGGGAUCACCCCCAUGCUGGCACCCCCCCCUCGCCGCACUCCCAAGCAGCACAACUGUCAGUCUUGUGGGAAGACCUUCUCCUCAGCAAGCGCACUGCAGAUACACGAGCGCACCCAUACUGGUGAAAAACCGUUUGGUUGCACAAUCUGUGGUAGAGCUUUUACCACAAAGGGGAAUCUUAAGGUUCACAUGGGAACGCACAUGUGGAAUAAUGCACCUGCACGCCGUGGCCGUCGCCUCUCCGUGGAAAACCCCAUGGCUUUGCUGGGUGGUGAUGCACUGAAGUUCUCUGAAAUGUUCCAGAAGGAUUUGGCAGCUCGGGCCAUGAACGUUGACCCCAGUUUUUGGAACCAAUAUGCUGCAGCUAUCACAAAUGGACUUGCCAUGAAGAACAAUGAGAUUUCUGUCAUACAGAACGGAGGCAUUCCUCAGCUCCCAGUAAGUCUUGGUGGAGGUGCCAUCCCACCUCUAAGCAACCUUACCAGUGGCAUGGACAAAGCUCGCACAGGCAGCAGCCCUCCCAUUGUUGGUUUGGACAAAGCAAGUUCUGAAACUGGAGCCAGUCGUCCAUUCACCAGAUUUAUUGAGGACAACAAAGAGAUUGGCAUAAAUUAAAAGCAUUCGUUACGAAUUACUGUUGGACCACUACUCAACGCAACACUUGUCCUGUUCCAUGUACAGCUUUUGAAGUUAAGCAUUAGUUUCCUGACCUAAAUGCAUAGGUUCCCCUUAAAAUUUUACCUGUAGCAGAAAUACCCAACUUUGUGGCUGCUGAAAAGUUGUCUUGCAAGAUCUGCAUGGUACUUCUUUCAACAGUGAGUUUGACUGUUAUUGAGAACUGUGAAACCAUUUAAUUUAACAGAAACAAACAAAAAAACCAUUGGAUAACUUCAUUAGACACAGAAAGAGGCUAGUCUACGUCCACUUUCUUCUUAGAAACCUUAAUAUCAACUGAGAGAGGGGGCUUCGCUAUGGCAUUCUGUCACACUUGCUGGUUUUGUUCAAAUUAGUUAGCAACUUGGACUAUGUUUUUAGGAAUCUUAAUCUCAAAUAAGUGAUUUAGUACCCCAAUGCUGUGUAUUAUUACAGUAUCCUUGUCUGUAGUAUUUAUAAUGUUAAGACUAUGCGGGUAACAGACAAUAUACUAGCCCCAAAUUUAAAUGAAGCUCUUGUACUGCAAAAUACAUCUGGUUAUGUGACCUUUCUUUUUCUUUUCUUUUCUCUCUCUCUCUCUCCCUUUUUCUUUUUCUUUUUCUUUCUUUUUUUUUUUUAAAGCAAGUCUUGUUUUACUAUAAAUAAGUGGUUUAUUUUAAUGCAGACAAAAUUGUGAAGUUUUAUUGGGAAAGAUAGCAUGCUUUUCAUGUGCAAGUACCUGUCAGUAACAAACUUUUUUUUUUUAAUUUAAGUAUUUGUAGCUGCUAUGUGGACAGUUGUUCUAUUAAAUGAAAAAAAGAAAAAAAAAUGUAGUGUGGACUUUAGCUCAAUGAUUGGAAAACAAGUUACAGACAAACCUUAGCACCAUAAAUUAUUCACAACGUAAUAAACAGUUGUGAGUAAAUACUUCAUGUUAUCAAAGCUGUACAAUAAAAAGGUAAUGUUUGUAUAAUGUGGUUGCAAACUCUUAAUUUAUACUAUUGCACUUUUAGUAUUUUGUAUUAGGGAGGUUUGUCUAUAAUUUGAAACUGAACUAAGAUGUAAACUAUUUUAUAAAUAGUACUUUGACUUAAGGAAUAACGGGGGAAGCCCUGUUACACUUUCUUGUUUUGUUUUAAGGUCAAACAAUGAGAGCUCUCUUAACUAAGCAGAAAAGCUGCAGAGAACUGUCAGAUCCUUAGGAAAAAUGGGCCUGCCAUUUCUUAAAUUGAAAUGAUUCAUUUAACUUUCCUACAAAGCCCACUUAAAAGCGUGACCACCCCCAGCAGAAUUCUGAUGCAUUUAUCUUAGGAGUGUGAUAUUAAUACAAGUCUAGGAUAGAUGACAGAGGACAUUGCGUAGGUUUAAUUUUACUGUGAUCUGUUCUAUCUUUCACACACACCCACCAGAAAGAUGUUGACUGCCUAAUAAUGCGGGGAAAAAAAAAUAAUAAUAACUUUAGGGCAGCAUGAGCUGUAGUAUGUUAUGUGUUUAUUUCCAACUCUCACUGAUUAUCUUCUCAGAUCGCUCUGAAGCACAAUAUGCUCUGAUUAAUCGAAUAUGAUUUUAUGUUGAUUGCAUUCUUUCAAUUACACUGAGUAAAUAAAGGGAAUGGUUCCACUCAUAAGUCAGGCUGGGGAUGCUGAGAAGACUGGGGCUUGAUCAAAACUUGAACAGUAAACAUUUUGUGUACUACCUCAUUUUUGUGCAUUACAAGCGUGGUGGAGUCUGACACUAUGAACUUCCGUCCAGCAGAAUUGCUUGAGGGACGUUAUGGGUAGCUGGGUAACAGCACAAGGAGUUUUAUGCCCCUGCAGAGUGAAUCAGACAGUGAGGUCUUCUCAUUUGAGACUGAAAAAAUAAGACAAUCUUUCUUACACAACAAAAACUUACUGUAAGAGGAUGGUCUGUUUCUGCCAUCGUGUAAUGGAGUGCAAAGAGUUUCAAAGACUUACUAGCUGUUUGUUUCUACUGGAAAUGAGCAAUGAACUAUACGUCUCCAUUUUUUACAAUGAUGAGAUAGAUAUAUAGAUAUACAUAUCUAUAUAUAAACAAAAUUAUGUAUCUAUAAUGCCUCUACAACAUAACAUCUUUCUUUUGCCACAGUGUGUGAGUGGUUAGGGGUGUUUCCAGGCAUUUUGAAAAAGAAAACUGAGGUGGCUUAAUGUUGCUGCAUUUCAGCAAUUGAAUGUUUUUAUUUAUCUGUGUCAUUUUUGGUGUGAGUUUUUCUGUUAGUAUUUGGUACCAUGUAGUGUUAUCUUUAUUCCCUAAAGGAUGUGUAUAACUUAAAAAAAAAAAAAAAAAAAAGUUAAAAAAAAAAAGUUAAAAAACAAACAAACAAAAA
This is a messenger RNA of Tympanuchus pallidicinctus (lesser prairie-chicken), 6345 nucleotides long. It is a transcript of the gene SALL3, whose product is annotated as spalt like transcription factor 3. The record is from RefSeq and is a predicted model, not a curated record. Lineage: Eukaryota; Metazoa; Chordata; Aves; Galliformes; Phasianidae. Gene Ontology annotation, biological process: regulation of transcription by RNA polymerase II. Gene Ontology annotation, molecular function: DNA-binding transcription factor activity, RNA polymerase II-specific; RNA polymerase II cis-regulatory region sequence-specific DNA binding. Gene Ontology annotation, cellular component: nucleus. The coding region runs from base 198 to 3983 and encodes 1261 amino acids. The transcript has 4 exons.